AUGCAACAAAUUAAAGAGGAGCCUUUCGGGGAGCAUCAAUUAUGGAGUUUAUCCGAUUGCGCCACAUCCAAAUUGAAUUACUCACAACCGGCAAGAGAGUCAAUAUGUGUUAUGGGUCAACCAUUAGACACUUGCCCAAGGUGCAAAGAAGAAGGGCUCGGAUUAACUGUUUGGAAACCUCACCGGCACAUUGGCGAGAUGAAGAUUCGAUAUAUAUGUGAAAGGAAUUUUCAGGAACUAGAAAGCCCACAUCAUUUUGACGUGCCUUUAUGUCCAUUAUGCUCGUGUGUCCUAUACCUAUAUAUCUUUAACACAAUGAUAGGUGCCACCAAUGCCAGGAAACUUCACAAAUAUGCUCUAAAAUGCAGUAAUAAACACGUUCUUCCGUUAUUGGAUGUUUUUUGUCUGACCAGAAAAGGAUCAUCGAAAUGCCGAGCUAAUCUGAAGUUGCAGUGGUGUUACGGCACAAUGGUAGCUCGAUGCGAGAGUCAGAAAAACCGAGACCACGACUUGUGGUGGGUUCGGUAUAAGAAUGAGUGGAAGCAGCGACGGACCAUGAUUCGGUACAAAAAAGAUUUCUUGUCCCAUCUAAGUGAUUCCCAACGGGGUCUGUUACUUAGUCUUGGUCUAGAAGGUGACCCGCCACCGGAUCCGAAAAAUACCCUGGGACCAACUUUUGACACCCUGCUCUCGCUGAGUACGGAGAGUUGGAAGAAGCGCUCUACGCCUGCUACGCCACCUACGGACAGUGUCGGUAGUGACCAAGAACGGCUACGGAAGAAAAAGCGCUUUAGUAAAACCCCGCCUCUGUCAAGCGAAGCCACUCCACGACUCUUUACGGAACUGCCCUUCAACGACCUCAUCACGGGUACACCUAUCUCCUGGGCCGCACAGGAGAACGGCGACGAAAACGAGAAUGUGGUCAAAAACACGGUCUCCGUCGUGGGACAGGUCGUUUGCUUUCCGCUGCUUUUGCCUCUUCCCCGAGACGACGAAAAACACUUCUGA
Gregarina niphandrodes is the source of this 1008-nucleotide messenger RNA. RefSeq lists its product as hypothetical. Bases 1 to 1008 code for a protein of 335 amino acids. The record is from RefSeq and is a predicted model, not a curated record. NCBI's taxonomy places the organism in Eukaryota, Apicomplexa, Conoidasida, Eugregarinorida, Gregarinidae. The transcript has 3 exons.